UUCCACCUCUUCUCUUGCAGUCAAGGGAACACCAUGGACAUGGCUUCAGCAAUCCACAUGCCAGGCCCAGUGUGUCUCAUUGAGAACACUAAAGGGCAACUGGUGGCUAAUCAGGAAGCUUUGAAGACCCUGUCUGCCAUUACCCAGCCUGUGGUGGUGGUGGCUAUCGUGGGCCUCUACCGCACGGGCAAGUCUUACCUGAUGAACAAACUGGCUGGGAAGAAAAAUGGCUUCUCUCUGGGCAGCACAGUGCAAUAUCACACCAAGGGAAUCUGGAUGUGGUGUGUGCCCCAUCUCUACAAGCCUGACAACAUCCUAGUUCUGCUUGACACUGAGGGCCUGGGAGAUGUAGAGAAGGGAGACAACCAGAAUGACUCCUGGAUCUUUGCCCUGGCCAUCCUCCUGAGCAGCACCUUCGUGUACAACAGUGUGGGAACCAUAAACCAGCAGGCCAUGGACCAACUGCACUAUGUGACAGAGCUGACAGAUCAAAUCAGGGCAAAAUCCUCACCUGAUGUGAAUGAGGGGGAUGAUUCAGUUGAAUUCGUGAGCUUCUUCCCAGACUUUGUGUGGACACUGAGAGAUGUGACCCUGAAGCUGGAGGUGGAUGGACAGCCCCUCACACCAGAUGAGUACCUGGAGAACUCCUUGAAGUUAAAACAAGGGAACAGAGAAAAAGAUAAAAAUUAUAACCUGCCCAGACUCUGCAUCCGAAAGUUCUUCCCAAAGAAGAAAUGCUUUGUCUUCUACCCACCCACUGAGUGGAGGAAGCUUGGCCAGCUUGAAACACUACAGGAUGAUGAGCUGGAUUCUGAUUUUGUGCAACAAGUGGCAGAAUUCUGUUGCUACACCUUCAUCCAUUCCAAGACUAAAACUCUUCCUGGAGGCCUCAAGGUCAAUGGACCUCGUCUACAGAGCCUUGUGCUGACCUACGUCAGUGCCAUCAACAGUGGGGAUCUGCCCUGCAUGGAGAACGCACUCCUGGCCUUGGCCCAGAGAGAGAACUCAGCCGCAGUGCAAAAGGCCAUUGCCCACUACAACCAGCAGAUGGAGAAGGUGCAGCUGCCCACAGAGACCCUCCAGGAGCUGCUGGACCUGCACAGGGCCAGUGAGAGGGAGGCCAUUGAAAUGUUCAUCAGGAGUUCAUUCAAAGAUGUAGACCACCUAUUUCAAAUGGAAUUAGCGUGUCAACUAGAGAAAAGGUGGAAAGACUUUUGUAAACAGAAUCAGGAAGCAUCAUCAGAUCGUUGCCAGGCUUUAAUUCAGCGUAUUUUCAGUCCUCUGGAAGAAGAUGUGAGCCAGGGGAUUUAUUCAAAGCCGGGGGGCUAUCAUCUCUUCAUUCAGAAGACACAAAAGCUGAAGGAAAAGUACCUUGAGGAACCGAGGAAAGGGACACAGGCUGAAGAGGUUCUGGGGACGUACUUCAGCUCCAAGCAGUCUAUGAUUAAUGCAAUUCUAAAGACAGAUGAGGCUCUCACAAACAAGGAAAGAGAGAUUGAAGUGGAACGUAGAAAAGCUGAAUCUGCAAGGGCUAUUGCAAAAAAGUUAGAGGAAAUGCAAAAGAUAAACGAGCAGAUGAUGGAACGGAAAGAAAAGAGUUAUCAGGACCACAUGAAACAAUUGACUGAGAAGAUGGAGAGGGACAGGGCCCAGUUGCUGGAAGAGCAAGAGAGGACUGUGGCUCUUAAGCUUCAGGAACAGGUACAGCUACUCAAAGAGGGAUUCCAGGAAGAGAGCCGAAGACUUCAGGAAGAGAUCAAGAAUGUGGAGAAUAGAUACAAAGAAACAAUGAACCUUAUGAAAGCUCAAUCUGCAGAGAGUACAGCAAAAAUUGAGAACAUGCAAAGAAAGUAUGAGCAGAUGAUGGAACAGAAAGAGAAGAAUCAUCAGGAAAAUGUGACACGUUUGGCUGAGCAAUUAGAAAGAGAUAGAGCCAAUAUAAUGGCAGAACAAGAAAGGACUCUGACUCGUAAACUUCAGGAACAAGAACGACAUCUCGAGGAUGAAAUUAGAGAAGAGAGAAGAAAACAUCAGAAAGAAAUCCAGGAUAUGGAGAUGAGAAACAUAGAAAUGAACCUGUCAUUGAAACAGGCAAAGCAUAAAGCAAAAAUUUUAGAGGAAGACCAAAGAGAGUUUGAGCGGAUGAUGGAACGGAAACAGAAUAGUCAUCAGGAACAUGUAAGACAACUGACUGAAAUGAUGAAGAGGGACACGGCCCAGUGGGUGGCAGAGCAUAAAAGGUCUACAGCUCGUAAACUUGAGGUAUCUAAUUGUGUCAUCUCGAUUUUCUCAUCCAAUGACCAGGGAUCAAAGCCACUGAUUACAAGUUAG
Microcebus murinus (gray mouse lemur) is the source of this 2331-nucleotide messenger RNA. The record is from RefSeq and is a predicted model, not a curated record. NCBI's taxonomy places the organism in Eukaryota, Metazoa, Chordata, Mammalia, Primates, Cheirogaleidae.